UUUUCAAGGAAUAUAAAAUUUUCUUUUUUUUCUUUUUUACAUAUCAUGUGUACCGCCUAUAGAGCCUUCCGUGCUACACCUGGCUAAUUAUAGAUUUAUAUUUGGUGCAGGCACUGUUCAGGGCGGACUUCGUGUUUCUUUCAAGUCAGGCAUCUUGCUGGGCUGGUGUGGGUCCUUCGAAGGACCACAGACCCAUCCGGCAUCUGUUUUUGAAGUGCUCGUAAAUGUCUGUCUGCCUAGGUUGGUGAUAAAAGACAUCUGAAGACCAUCUUCAGUCAGCAGCAGGAUUGGAACUCCAGGAUGGAACACAUUAAAGAGGAAGAGGAGUAUGUGGAUCCACAACCGCCUGACAUUAAAGAGGAAGAGGAGGAGCCAUGGCUCCUCAACCUUAAAGAGGAAGAAAAGGAGCCACAGCCCCUCCACAUAAAAGAGGAAGAGGAGGAUCACAUUAUCAGUCAGGAGGGAGAGCAUCUUGAAGGACUGGAGGAGUUCCCAGUGAUUGUUGUCUCUGUGAAGAGUGAAGAUGAUGAAGGUGAAAGUGAGGAGAAGAGAGAGGUGGAGCCUCCAAGCAGCAGCUCAACUCAACACAUGACAACAGAAGCUGAUGGAGACCACUGUGGAGGAUCACAAGCACACAACCUCUUAGCUCCACUAUCAGAUAGUGACGACACAACGUCACACUCUCCUGACACUGAUGAUGAAGACUCUGAAGCUGAUUUGACAUGUCACACUGACAACACACGCUGGAAAUGCUCUCAGUGUGACAAAACUCUUGUUAACAAGGGAAAUCUGAAAAGACACAUGAGACAUCACACAGGAGAGAAACAUUUCACCUGCUCAGUUUGUGGUGAAAGAUUUUCUCUGCAGUCAAAUUUGAGACAACACACAAGAAUACACACCGGAGAGAGACCUUUUCCUUGCACAGUGUGUGGGAAGAGAUUCUCUCGGCGAUCGAAUUUGAACGUACACACAAGAAUACACACUGGAGAGAAAGCUUUUCCUUGCGCAGUGUGUGGUAAGACAUUCUCUCGCCUGUCAAAUUUGAAUGUACACACAAAAACACACACUGGAGAGAAACCUUUUCCCUGCACGGUGUGCGGUAAAAGAUUCUCUCAGCGAUCACAUUUGAAAGAACACAUAAGACGACACACUACAGAAAAACCUUUUCCUUGCGCUGUUUGUGGGAAAAGAUUCUCUCAAACAAGUGAUUUAAAAAUACACACAAGAAUUCACACUGGAGAGAAACCUUUUCCCUGCACGGUGUGUAGUAAAAAAUUCUCUCAUCAGUCACAUUUGAAAAAACACACAAGAAGACACAGUGCAGAGAAACCUUUUUCUUGCACGGUGAGUGGGAAAAGAUUCUCUCAGGCAAGUGAUUUAAAAAUACACACAAGAAGACACACUGGAGAGAAACCUUUUCCUUGCACGGUGUGUGGGAAAAGAUUCUCUCAAACAAGUGAUUUAAAAAUACACACAAGAAUACACACUGAAGAGAAACCUUUUCCUUGCACAUUGUGUGGUAAAAAAUUCUCUCGGCAGUCAAAUUUGAACGUACACACAAAAAUACACACUGGAGAGAAACCUUUUCCUUGCACGGUGUGUGGUAAAAGAUUCUCUCAGCAGUCACAUUUGAAAGAACACACAAGAAUACACACGGGAGACAAACCUUUUCUUUGCACGAUGUGUGGCAAAAGAUUCUGUCAAACGAGCGAUUUAAAAAUGCACACAAGACGACACACAGGAGAGAAACCUUUUCUUUGCACUGUGUGUAAUAAAAGUUUCUUUCAGAAAGCUGAUUUAAAAACACACGCAAGAAUACACACUGGAGAGAAACCCUUUCCUUGCACAGUGUGUGGUAAAAGAUUCUCUCAGCGGUCACAUUUGAAAGAACACACAAGAAUACACACUGGAGAGAAACCUUUUCUUUGCACGGUGUGUGGUAAAAGAUUCUGUCAAACGAGCGAUUUAAAAAUGCACACAAGACGACACACUGGAGAGAAACCUUUUACUUGCACGGUGUGCCUUAAAGGUUUUUCUCAAAAAGCUGUUUUGAAAGUACACACAAGAAUACACACUGGGGAGAAACAUUUUCUUUGCACGAUGUGUGGUAAAAGAUUCAAUGAAAAAAGUGAUUUAAAAACACACAUAAGAGUACACACUGGAGAGAAACCUUUUCUUUGCACGGUGUGUGGUAAAAGUUUUUCUCAGAAGAUAUAUUUGAUCGGACACACAAGAACACACACUAGAGAAAACGUUUUCUGUUCAACGUGUGGUCUGAGAUUCACAAAUACUACAAACUUGACUGAACACAUAAGAAUCCACACUGGGGAGUAACUUAUUUUUUAAGGAUGCAUCCAGCUGGAUUUCAGAGAACACAGUAAGAGAAGUAUGAAAAAGCAAGACAGUAUUUCUCUUGAAAAACGACUUGUUGCAGCAAUGUUGCUUACUGACAUGAUGAAAUGUUUGCAAUGUUUGUUUCGUUUUUCAUUGUCGUGCAGUACUGAGAAAGAAGACAAG
Dunckerocampus dactyliophorus (ringed pipefish) is the source of this 2517-nucleotide messenger RNA. Its product is annotated as oocyte zinc finger protein XlCOF6-like. The transcript has 2 exons. The record is from RefSeq and is a predicted model, not a curated record. Lineage: Eukaryota; Metazoa; Chordata; Actinopteri; Syngnathiformes; Syngnathidae. Bases 301 to 2334 code for a protein of 677 amino acids.